Messenger RNA from Darwinula stevensoni, 1139 nucleotides. NCBI's taxonomy places the organism in Eukaryota, Metazoa, Arthropoda, Ostracoda, Podocopida, Darwinulidae. The record is from the annotation of a GenBank genome assembly.
AUGCCAUCAUUUCGAUCUGGAAACUUCACAUUCGUCGGAACCCAUUCGCAGCUGGUGCUGACAUCUCGCGGGGAAAUCAUCUCGGCGGGAAAUUUCCACGGAGAGUACCCGGCCAAGGCGAUGGAUUAUCUCGCGAUCGGGAUCCACGAGUUGGGGAGCAUGAGCGAGAGACGCAUCGAACGGCUCGUCAAUCCCGCGUUGAGCGAGUUGCCGGCGUUCCUGACCAAGAACGGGGGACUCAACUCGGGAUUCAUGAUAGCCCAUUGCACUGCAGCCGCCCUGGUAUCGGAGAACAAGACAUUGUGUCACCCGGCGAGCGUGGAUUCCCUCUCGACGAGUGCGGCCCAGGAAGAUCACGUUUCCAUGGGUGGAUUCGCGGCCAGGAAAGCCCUUCAGGUGGUGGGAAACGUGGAGAAGGUGAUAGCGAUAGAACUGCUCUGCGCGUGCCAGGCGAUGGAAUUCCUUCGCCCGCUUCGGACUACGACCCCGUUGGAAGAAGUUUAUCGGGUCGUCCGGAAAGUCGUCAGGCCGUGGGAUGAGGAUCGGUAUAUGUCGCCGGAUAUCGAGGCGGUGAUCAAGGUCCUUCAGACGGAAAAGGUCUGGCAUGCCGUCAAGAAACACAUCGACUACUUCCAAUCCGCCGAGACGAUCGAGAUGCGCGUGUUCAGCCCCACGGCCAGCGGGAUCUUGGAGAGGCCGCGGCCGGGCGAAGGCGGCGGACGGAAGCGGUCCCGGUCGAGGCCGCCUUCGGAGUCCGAGGCGGAAGCGGUGAAGAAGCCUCCUCUCGCGAGGCGGCCUUCGGAGCCGGAAAUCCUGAAGAAGGUCGCGUUCGUCCGGCGCGCGGAGGCCGACCCGAAGAAGCCCACGUUGGCCCGACGACCCUCGGAGGCCGAAAUCGUGAAGAAACCUCCGUUGACCCGGCGUCCUUCGGAGACCGACUUGAAACGACCCCGCAAAAAAUGAAUUUCCCGUCCGCCGAAGACCGACUCGACCGCGGCAAGUCUUCGACGUCCGAUUCUGACGCAAGACGUCCGAUGACCCUCGGAAUCCCGUUUGUAUAGCCCUAAUGAGACUCACUGCUUCUUUGUUUUUAUUCAUCCGAGAUAAUUAAAAAAAAGCUUAUUCAUGCCCGAAACGAC